Paramecium primaurelia is the source of this 932-nucleotide messenger RNA. Lineage: Eukaryota; Ciliophora; Oligohymenophorea; Peniculida; Parameciidae. The record is from the annotation of a GenBank genome assembly.
AUGUUCUUUUAUAUUAUAGGAUUGAUCACAAUAGCUUUUGUUGUAUUUAGAAUUUUAGAAGAAAUCUAUAAAUGUUUGCAACCAUUUCCAAAUAUUUAAGCUAAAUAUGGUAAGGACUGUUGGGCUGUUGUGACAGGGGCAACAGAUGGAAUUGGCAAAGGUUAUUGCCAAGUUUUAGCUUAAUAGAAUGUGAAUAUUUGUAUGAUUAUCAGAAAUGAAGAGAAAGCCAAAAAGUUAAUAUAAGAAUUAAGUAAUGGAUCAACAUCAAAAUUUAAGAUUGUAGUAGUUGAUUUCAAUAAAUCAUUAGAAGAAGGAUUUUUUGAUAAAAUAUAUAAAUAAAUUGAAACUUUGGAUAUUGGAUUACUAAUAAAUAAUGUUGGAGUUUCACAUGUUUAAACUUAGUUUUAUUAUUAUAGUAAGCUCCAUUAGAGAAAUAUACUGACAAUCAACUAAAAGAAAUAAUUACAGUUAAUUGUUUUCCUAUUGUAUUUUUAACAAAGAAAAUAAUAACUAAUAUGCUCAAAAGAAAGAGAUCUGCAAUAAUUAAUUUAUCAUCAUUUACUGGAAGAGUUCCUAUGCCUUAUAAUCAAACAUAUGCAGCAUCAAAAGCAUUUGAUGAUUUCUUUUCAAGAUCAAUAGCACUUGAAUAUUCUAAUAUUGAUAUUUUGGCUCAUAGACCUAUGUAUGUAACAACACCAAUGACUAAUUUCAAAAAAGGAUAAGGAGCCAUAUCUCCAUUUUAGGCUGCUAAAGGAGCUUUGUAAAAUACAUAAUUAAAUAUUAAUAGAUAACGUUUAGGAUUAGAAUAUUCAACACAUGGACAUAUUUUUCAUAGAAUUUAAGGGUUUUUUGGUGCUGUUGUAGUACCAUAAUUCAUAAGAAACAUAAUUCUAAAAAAGGAAAUGAGAAAAUUAGUAAGAAAACAUUUGUGA